Messenger RNA from Eruca vesicaria subsp. sativa (arugula), 1065 nucleotides. Lineage: Eukaryota; Viridiplantae; Streptophyta; Magnoliopsida; Brassicales; Brassicaceae. The record is from the annotation of a GenBank genome assembly.
CAUGGGAAGAAUGAAGAUGGUAAAAAUUAUAAAACUUCAAUGUUUAUAAAAAUGAGAUUCUUUGCUUCCCUUUCUUCUUCCUCUCCACAUCCUUUCUGACACCUCAUCUCUCCCACCACCACCACCUCCGUUCCGUUCCGUUCUCCAAAUAAAAAAAAAAGAUCCUCGAUUCCGAUCCAUCACCUCCAAACUUUCUCUGAUUCUUUAUCGGAACUCUGAAGAUUUGUUAAUGGACUCCAUGUCAACGAGCUCCACCUCCGAUCUCUCUCGCCGCAAGCGUAAGAAGAAAUCUCCACCGUCUCCACCUCCAUCUCUACAAAAAUGGAGAUCGGAGAAGCAGCAACAGAUCUACUCAACGAAGCUCGUCAACGCUCUCCGCGAGCUUCGUAUCACUCAACCUUCACCAAAUCCUCGCAACGGCAGAGCCGUACGCGAAGUCGCCGACAGAGCCUUAGCCGUUGCGGCGAGAGGCAAGACGCUAUGGAGCCGAGCGAUAUUAUCCAAAGCCGUUAAGCUCAAAUUCAGGAAACACAAACGGCAGAGAAUAACGAACCCUGCGUUGACUUCAACGGUAACUGCAACCGGGAGUAUCCGGUCGAAGAAUAAAAGAGGAGCAGCGACGGUUAUGAGGAUUAAAGCGAAAGGAUUGCCAGCUGUACAGAGGAAAGUCAAAGUUCUUAGCCGGUUAGUUCCCGGUUGCCGUAAACAGACUUUGCCGGUGGUUUUGGAAGAGACUACGGAUUAUAUUGCUGCUAUGGAGAUGCAGAUUCGUGCCAUGACUGCUCUUCUCUCCGCCGUCACGUCUCCGACAGAACAUGAAGAGGGACAAACACAUGUGCUUGGUGUUUGGUGAAUUAAUGUUAUGAAUUGGAUGGCAAAUGCGACAUUGGAAGAUAUGAUUAAAGCUUUUUGUUUUGUUAUGUUUGGAGUUAGGUUUGUGAUUGGAAUUGAAUUCGCUUUGUUAUGACACUUCAAAUGAUUGUUUCUUUUUCUUCUUUUGUAAUAUGGUUAUUUGGUUAGAUUUUGGUGAUGUAAGAAGGUUAAAAAGGAAAUAAAAAAAUCUAG